Lichtheimia ornata is the source of this 3486-nucleotide messenger RNA. RefSeq lists its product as uncharacterized. Gene Ontology annotation, cellular component: nuclear pore; cytoplasm. The record is from RefSeq and is a predicted model, not a curated record. Bases 1 to 3486 code for a protein of 1161 amino acids. Gene Ontology annotation, molecular function: nuclear export signal receptor activity. NCBI's taxonomy places the organism in Eukaryota, Fungi, Mucoromycota, Mucoromycetes, Mucorales, Lichtheimiaceae. The transcript has 18 exons. Gene Ontology annotation, biological process: protein export from nucleus.
AUGGCCCAAGACGAACGGACCGCGUACUAUGCUGCUUUGUGCGAGCAACUCUACAACCCAAAGUCAUCUACCGAAGGCGACCAAGUACUCAAGAUUCUCGAGUAUAGCUUCCCAACAUUUGCCGAUGAAGCAGGCGGCGGCAUUGCAGCAUCCCAACGACAACCACCUCCUCCUGGCAUGGAAAACAGCCCCACAUUUGCCAUUGCCACACCCACUGAUACAGCGUCUGCUUUACGUGUACUACUGGAAAACUCCCCCAACCCUUAUGUUCAAACCUUUUGUUUGUCUCGUCUUAAGCAACUUGUUCUGGCCCAGUUCACUUUAUUCACCAACGAGACCAAGGUUCAACUACGCACAUUCCUACUUGGAUACUGCUUUAUGCAUCCAGAUUUGCAACCUUUUGUGAUCUCCCAACUGGCAGGUGUCUUGGCAUUACUUACACGUCUUGGAUGGCUGGAUGUCGAGGAGUAUCGCAACGUACAAAAGGAUAUGAAUCAGUUCCUUCAGGCAUCAAUGGAUCAUCGCAUUGUUGGUAUGCACAUUCUUGCAGUGCUCAUUCAAGAUAUCAAUUCACCCACUGCGCCUCGAAAUUCGGCCAAGUUUCGUAAAGCUGCGGCGGCCUUUCGGGAUACUCAGCUAUUCCCAAUCUUUGAAGCAGCCUAUGAUACGUUGACGCAGCUACUACAACGAAACAUCCCAUUUGAGAAACCUGGUCAAGAGGAUCGAAUGAAGGAUGCCACCAUCAGCGUUCUUCUCAAGUGUUUGUCGUAUGAUUUCGCUGGCACCAACCUGGAUGAUGCAGGAGAGGAUAUUGGCACUGUACAGAUCCCCGCAGCUUGGCGUCCCAUCUUUGAAAAUGAAAGCUUUGUUCCUACCUUGUUCACUGCUUAUCGUGAAUUCCCUCCACCUUUGUGCAGCAAAGUGAUGGAGUGCCUCGUUCAAGUUGCUUCUGUGCGCAAGGCUUUAUUCAGUGGAGAUACCGAGCGUACCAGCUUUGUGCUCAGCAUGAUGCAAGGCAUUCAGGAUAUUAUCAUCACAUCCCAAGGCAUGAACGACACCAACAAUUACAAUGAAUUUUGCCGAUUGCUUUAUCGAUUCCGUGCGACUGCUCCUUUGAAUGAAAUGGCUGAAAAACAAGGAUACCUUGAAUGGAUUGGGUUUGUUGCUGAAUUCACGGUCAAGGCAUUACAAUCAUGGAAGUGGGCUCCUAAUACGGCCAUGUAUCUUCUUGGAUUUUGGUCUCGUGUGGUGCAGAGCAUGACCUAUUAUCAGCAUUUGGAUGAAGCCGUCGUACAAAAGUUGGAGGACAUCACUGUAGAGCUUACCCGCGUCUAUAUUACAACAAACGUUGAAUCUGUGCCUGUUCGUAUCGAAGAAAUGUUGGAUGAUCCGCUCGAGAAUGAAGAAUCACUUGUGGAGACGCUUGCUAUGCUUGGGAAUAUUGCUCGCUGCAAGUAUGAAGAAUCAUGUUCGACUCUUGUAUCCAUUUUCAACCCGAUUGCAAACCAAUACCAGGAAUUGAUUGCACAAGCUCGUUCUGGUAUGACUGGCGGAGAUGCAUUCAAGGAAGCUCUCGAGGUCAUUGAAACCAAGUUUGCAUGGCUCGUAUACAUCACUGCCAUUUUCGUUGGUAGUCGACCGUCGUUCUUGUCUUCUGAUGAGUUGGAUGCAUUGGAUGGUGAAUUGACAAGCAAGGUUCUUCAAUUGAUGGAUGUGAACCAAGCCCUUCAAGGCCAACACGGCAACGCCUUCCUCAACCAAAAGCUCGAUAUGGCCUUUGUCUACUUUUUCUUGCAAUUUCGGAAAUCGUAUAUUGGGGAGACCACAGGCAAAAAUGUAUAUAGCAAGCUGACAGAGAUGUUUGGUAUCAGCGACCAAGUCCUCAUGCUCAAUGUGGUUAUGCGUAAAAUUAUUACCAAUCUACAGUGCUGGAGUCAUAGUGAAAUGGUGAUUCGAAGGACUUUGGAGCUAUUCAACGAGUUAGCAAGUGGCUAUAGCUCAUUGAAGAACCUGAGGAAGAUCGAGACGGCACGACUACUCUUGCAAAAUCACAUGUCGAACGAAUUUGCAUUCUUUGAAAGCGACAAGCAUAACCACAAUCGCAUGCUCUACUAUCAAGUCCUAUCCAAGGUGUUGUUUGCGGAUGAUUACACGGAGAAGGAUUUCUAUUCGUUUAUGCGUCCUUUUGAAUUGCGCUUGGAGCCCAUCGAAGCACUUGAUAGCGUGGAAGCCUUCCGACAACCUGAUGUUCGACGUGCUUUGCAAGAUGUGUUUCGAGAUCUGCGUGGUUUUAUUCAACCGAUUCAAAGUCGACGCGAUUACCUCAUGUUCUUCAACUGGUUUUAUCCCGAUUACAUGCCCAUCCUCUUGCGUGCCAUUGAAGCUUGGUCACCUGAUCCCAUCGUCAAUACCGUCUUGAAGUUUUUUGCAGAUUUUGUAUUCAAUCGGAGUCAGCGUCUCAACUUUGAUAUUUCAUCUCCCAACGGCAUUCUCAUAUUCCGUGAUGCUAGUCGUGUGGUUUGCACCUAUGGCCGUCACAUUCUCGAACACCAAGUUACCAACGAAAGUGAAAAAUACCCCUACAAAUACAAAGGCAUAUCCAUCUGCUUCAAUAUCAUGUCACGGUGCCUUGGUGGACGAUACAUUAAUUUCGGUGUCUUUUGGCUGUACCAGGAUAAGGCUAUCAACGAGGCGUUCCAAAUGAUGUUCCAGCUUUUGCUCAACGUGCCGUUGAAUGAUCUUAUGGGUUUCCCUAAGCUUGCACGUGCUUGUAUUUCGAUGCUCGAUGAUUUUACCAAGGAACAAUUGACUGCAUUACCAUCGUUGGAGCCAAACGUAUUCCUUUACAUGAUGCAAGCGCUUGAGCAAGGUGUCGAGUCAUCCGAAAGCUUUGUGCGAUCCAAGGCAUGUUCCGCUAUUGACAAUGUUUGCUCGUUUGUGGUGCGUGAAUCUGAAAAGGCGGAUGCACGACAAGCCAUGAAUCAAGAGGACGGUAACGCUGCUUCAAAUGCAUCUCUUGAACGACGACGAUCAUCGACUUCCAAACAAGCACCUGCUACGCACUGGAUGAUGGGUUACCUCGCUCAAUACACAUCGCUGCUACCUUCCAUGCUGAUGACGGUUUUCAAUUUGAUCUUGUUCGAUGACAAUCUUGAUCAAUGGGCGUUGUCACGGCCGUUGUACGUGCUUAUGUUACUGCAAAAAGAGUUAGCGAUCGAGUACACGCACCAAGUCAUCAACCAGCAAUUGCCUGAACGUCGUGAAUAUGUUGCAAAGGCUCUUGGUACAUUGACCGAAGGUAUUGGUUGGACGCUAUCAGCCAAGGAUCGAGAACGAUUUUCACAGAAUGUAUCAUCCUUCCGAAGGGACUUGGUCAUGAACAACGUAGCACUUGUACCGGUACUCGUCCCCCCUACUGGAGCUGGUGGUAGUGGCAGCGGCAAUCCUCAAGCUGUUGGUGGAAAUUCUACUGUAGCAACGUUCUAG